This is a messenger RNA of Chanos chanos (milkfish), 1532 nucleotides long. RefSeq names its product dual specificity phosphatase 12 (gene dusp12). Gene Ontology annotation, molecular function: protein tyrosine/serine/threonine phosphatase activity. The record is from RefSeq and is a predicted model, not a curated record. Gene Ontology annotation, biological process: protein dephosphorylation. Lineage: Eukaryota; Metazoa; Chordata; Actinopteri; Gonorynchiformes; Chanidae. The transcript is spliced from 6 exons. Bases 363 to 1286 code for a protein of 307 amino acids. Gene Ontology annotation, cellular component: nucleus.
UUUCGAAAUCCACAUCUACGAAUAAUGUAGUUGUUAAUGGAUAUUAAUGCAUUUUUGUCUAGUUUAAAACGUUGAUACUAACUGUAAGUUGUGGAACGCUCUCGUUGCGGUGCAAAGUAAGCUUGCCUUUGCAAAUGGCAAACCCUUGUUGUACAUGUCUGUCUUAGGAAAAGCUUUUGUCAUUUAUUAUCUUGACUGCCAUUCUAACCAUCAGGUCGUUGAGCGUUGUCUGCUUUCCAGUCUCUCAGAGUAAACGUUGCCUUUGGCUUCCGUUAGCGCUAUCAGAGUCAGAUAGGAGUUCAAUCAAAUUGAAGUACUUUAGAUCUUCUCACCGGGGAAUCUGGCCUGUGCCUGAUGAAAACAUGAUUGCAGUUGAAACUGGGCUCUACAUAGGAGGUGUCUGCGAUCUGAAGGACCCGAAAACCUUGGUCAACACGGGUAUAACUCACAUCCUUACUGUUGACUCCGAAGAACCAGUAUUACAGGGAUUUCAGACUAAAUUUGUGCGUGCCCUGGACGAGUCGUCUACGGAUCUUCUCAGUCAUUUUGACGGAUGUGUUCGCUUUAUCUAUGACGCUGUCAGAACACCUCAGUCCUCUGUCCUCGUUCAUUGUCACGUAGGUCAAAGUCGGAGUGCAGCCGUGGUGACUGCAUACCUAAUGAAAACACAGAAAAUGAGCCUGCAAGAUGCGUACAAGAAACUUCAGCAAAUUAAGCCUGACGUGAAAAUGAAUGAGGAGUUUCUGGACCAGUUGUCAUUAUAUGAAUCAAUGAACUGUGAGUUGGAUACCUCAAGUCCACUUUACAAGCAGUUUAGGCUCAAAAAAAUAACCGAAAAAUACCCAGAGCUUCAAAAUAUGCCAAAAGAAGUAUUUGCUGCUGAUCCUGCACAAACCCAGAAUUCUGAAGCAGUUUACCGAUGCCGAAAGUGCCGACGCACUCUCUUCCGGCAUUCCAGCAUUCUCAGUCACAGCGUUGGUAGCGGGCCAACUGCCUUCGCUCAUAAAAAAACCAGUGGUGUAGUACCCCAUGCCUCUGAUAAGGAUGGUCAGACACAAUGCACAUCCUACUUCAUAGAACCGGUGCAGUGGAUGGAAGAGGCGCUGCUUGGUGUAAUGGAUGGACAGCUCCUGUGUCCAAAGUGCAGUUCCAAGCUGGGCUCGUUUAACUGGUAUGGUGAACAGUGCUCUUGUGGACGAUGGGUGACGCCAGCGUUCCAGAUGCACAAGAACAGAGUGGAUGAGAUCAAACACAUCAGUAUAUCUGCACUGAAAUCAACAGACUGACAAUAGGGUUCAGGAUUUCUAUGAAAAUUUGACUUACAAAGUUAUAUCACAAAUGCUGAGACACAAAGUUGCCUUAAAUCAAGGUAUCUCUAUCCAAGCAGUUUUCAAAGAGGUAGUUGUUUCUUUUUGUGUUGAUAAAUUACGUGUUCUCAGAGAGAGCUUUGUGGAAGAGAAAUUUGUUUAUAAUGGUCUGCCUUCGUGGAAAUAUGAGGUAGAUAUGCAAUUUUUCCGUGCUGUCACAGUGUA